Molecule: messenger RNA, 768 nt
Organism: Ostreobium quekettii
Lineage: Eukaryota; Viridiplantae; Chlorophyta; Ulvophyceae; Bryopsidales; Ostreobiaceae
Source: the annotation of a GenBank genome assembly
AUGCCGAGCCUGAGCCGAAACCUCUACCAGGGGCCCAAGGAAUCAGUCAGCGGCGCCAUUAGUGCCCUCUCGUGGGGAAUGGAUGCUGCCGGUGAUGACAGUGGCAAGCGUUGGAUGGAUGUCAAGUUGAAAGUCAGGCGGAAGCUACUGGGGCAAAGUCGUCGGGCAUCAGACGUGGGGCGCCGGGGGGAAGGGCGGGAACCAGCAGGGAAUGGCAGUGCCUGGAGGUCGAGGAGCUCAGAGCUUUCGCGGUCGAGCGUCACCAUGCUGCUGAAUGGCAUUGAGCAGCAGAAUGGUUGCAGGCGGGAUGCGCUGUGCGCUGUGGCACUGACAGGCCAGACGGGGUCCUUCAUGUACAUGGCCCCGGAGAUCUUCCAGAGGAAGCCCUACUGUGAAACCGUGGACGCCUUCAGCUUCGGCACCAUCCUCUAUGAGGUGUUCUCUGGCUCCCUCCUUAUGAUCUCCCACACAGAUGUGGGCUCCCCCAGGGCCACCGUCACCUAUGCCCACCGCGUGGCCUUAGGUUACCGGCCGGCCCUGCCCAAGCAGUUCCCAAACGAGGUGUCAAGGAUCAUAAUGGCAUGCUGGAUGGCUGACGGACUGGACAGGCCCAUGUUUCCAGAGAUCGUCGGUGCAUUGAAAGAAAUUCGGAGCAAGGGGGCGAUCAAGGGACUAGCACGGAAGCGGCUGAAUUUCUUGCAGAGGCUCUGCGGCGCCGGCGGCAGGGCUCUUGACCAUGAAUGCCAAGUGGGUGGCCAUAGCUUCUAG